Molecule: messenger RNA, 1185 nt
Organism: Penicilliopsis zonata CBS 506.65
Lineage: Eukaryota; Fungi; Ascomycota; Eurotiomycetes; Eurotiales; Aspergillaceae
Exons: 1
Coding region: 1-1185 (394 amino acids)
Molecular function (GO): FAD binding
Source: RefSeq, a predicted model, not a curated record
AUGAAAAUCCUCAUUGUUGGCGCCGGCAUCGCUGGCACAUCGCUGGCCUUCUUCCUCUCCCAGCAUGAAGUGACGGUCAUUGAACGGGCUUCGCAUCUGCGUGCCUCCGGCCUGCAGAUCGACUUGCGCGGAGCAGGGAUCAAAGUCUUGAAGAAAAUGGGCCUAGAAGAUGCCUUCCGCGAGAAAGCGGUGCCCGAACAGGGGAUCGCCCUGGAAGACUCUCGUGGUCGCCGAUGGGGAUAUUUCCCUGCCAACCGCGCGAAGAAAGGGCUGCAGAGCUUCACCACCGACUAUGAGAUUAUGCGAGGCGAUUUCUGCCAGUUGCUCUACGACCAGACCAGACACCAAGCGAGGUAUCUGUUUGGCGUGGCCGUGGACAGCCUUUCCCAGACAGAGGGUGGCAAAGUCACUGUCCUCUUCUCGAAUGGACAAGCUGAUGUAUUCGAUCUUGUUGUCGGUGCAGAUGGCUUGCACUCACGCACCCGCCGCAUGAUCUCCCUUGACGGCUUCCAUCCGCUGGGCAUGUACGCUGGAUACUUUACUUUCAAGCAGGACAUGGUCAAAAACAAGGAAGACUAUGUCGCCACGGCAUUUCUGGCUCACCAAAACCGGUUCAUUAUGACCCGCCGACACAAUGAGUCCACCCUACAGGCCUACCUUAUUUGCAAGGACAAUAUGAUAUCCUGCAAGAACGAGAAUGACCGCGAGAAGAAGAUGGACGACCUGACUGCCGUCUUCUCGGGAGCAGGCUGGCGCACUAAACGCAUCCUCCAAGGCAUGCGCGAGUCGACGGAUUUCUACGGCGAGAGCAUGGGCUUCGUCCAGGCCGACAAAUGGUCGGACGGCAGGGUCGUCCUCCUCGGCGACGCAGCAUAUUCCCCCUCCGCUAUGACGGGGAUGGGAACAACCUGUGCGCUGGUCGGGGCGUUUGUUCUUGCGGGCGAGUUGAAUCUUGGCGGUGUAAACGUUGAGACUGCCUUGCAAGAGUAUGAGCGCAAGCUCAGGCCAUUCCUGGAUCAAGUGCAGAAGGGACUCGAUGGGAUGGCUGGUCGGUUUCCUUCUUCCUCCUUUGGCGUCGGAAUUCUCUAUUGUCUUUUUGCGCUAGCUUCCUUCUUCAGACUGGAUGUUUUGGCCAGAUAUGUUCUCAGAGAGGGUGUCAGCUGGGAGUUGCCGGAAUAUAUCUAG